Messenger RNA from Oncorhynchus mykiss (rainbow trout), 5881 nucleotides. The record is from RefSeq and is a predicted model, not a curated record. NCBI's taxonomy places the organism in Eukaryota, Metazoa, Chordata, Actinopteri, Salmoniformes, Salmonidae.
UUGUGUAAGAGUGGGAGGGGUCUGCAGCUAUAGUGGGAGAGCGAGUUUAGGAGAAAGGGGUUAGCUAUUCCUUUAGGAUACAUGGCAAAUAAAGCAUAUAGAGGGAAAUACUAAAUCAGACUACUAAAAGCCUUGGAGCUGCGUUGGACUUGAUGCAACCUUUGAGAUACACUUCUUCAUAAUAAGCCAAGAGAUGUUUUCCACAGUGUGUGAGAGAUGAUAGUGUUGGAGUCGUGGGAAAGGAGAGGCAGAUCUUAGUAUGGCAACAUAUAGUAUAUGAGAGAGGAGUUGACCUGCUUGUGAUUGAGGAAGUCAUGGAUAAUGAUGCUGUUGUAUCAAGGGUCACUGAUGUGGAAAUGAGCUCCUGUUCCACUGGUAGACUCACAAGGUCUGUGCAACAGAGAAAGGUGUAUGCUGAGAAUGGAGUCUGCUAGCAGGAUGACUGCAGGGCAGGACUGCCUUUACCAAAUUGUCAACAAACGUGGCCUUCUGAAAGGGGACAGUGCACCUACAGACCCUAACAACAGGCCAGGGCAGUGCUAGGACAGGGAAGGGCAACCAAUCUGCCCCUCAUCUCCCUAAACAACCUAAACAACCUGCUGGAGGUCCCAAGCAUAACUAUGCAGGCUGAGAGGAACACAUUGGCUGGGGGCAGAACACUCUCCAAACCUCCCCAUGCCACCAUCAAAGACAAGAUCUCAAAGUGGGAAGGAAAGGAGUCUUCCCCAUCCCCAACAUUAACAUUAACAACAGCUACAACUACACCCACUCAGAGUAUUGUGGAAAGAACUGACUCCUUAAUUAAGAGUGAUUCCAAACCCACCAUUGAGGACUGCGAAAGACCAACCAACAGGGAGAAGCAGAAGAACAAUGGGAAGGAGAACAUAGAGCAUAUCUCCCCAACAGUCACUACAGUUCCUAUUGGGAAAAUAACAGAAUCCCUAAAAAAGAUUGAUUCCAGAUCCACCAUGGAGCACUGGAGUAGACCAGUCAGCAAGGAGACACAGCAGAACCAUGGGAAAGAUAAUGUAGAAAUGGCUGGGAAUUCGAGGACUACCUCGCCUGUGGGGCAUGUAAAGGACACUACUGUGAAAAUAACUGAAUCCCUUCUGAAGAAGGAUGUCAGACCCUCCGAGGAGCAGCAUAAAGGACACUGCAGCAGGCUGGCCAGCAGGGAAAAGCAGCAGAACCUUGGGAAAGCGAUCAUAGGAAGGGCAGGGGUUUCUCGGCCUACUGUGGAGCCUGUGAAGGAGCAGGUGAUGGGGAUGCUGAAGAAAGACAACGGUAGGAGACUGGUGGAGCAGAGAGCCGUCUUCACUCUCUUCAAGAAGCUGGAGCAGACCAUGAGGGAGGAGAACCCCAGCAAGAGUCCUCUAGAGCUACCUGGCAACUACUUCUGCCCACCUAGCAGAGAUACACAUGUAGAGGCCAAGAGAAGAGAGAUAGAAUCCAUUUUAGGAACAUUGGAUGCUGACGAGAUGUUUGGGGAGUCAUGGCAAGGUGGGCAAGAGGGACGAGACCUGCAGAAUGUGUACACAGAGCCAGGGUCACCACCCAUAAACCCGGUCCCCAAACCCCAGCGCACCUUCCAGCAACGUACCUUUCAGCACCUCUCCAAAUUUGAAGCGAGGACGCGCUCAUUACCGAGACAUGGGAAAGGGCAGAGGAAUCUGCCCCCACUGCCUUCCAUCUCCCCUCCACCUCUGUCCAACCAGCCUUCCCCCAACAUCUACAGGAGACCCAGGACAGACAGACAAAGAGAUAGAGACAACCCCAAGAGGAAAUCAUUUGAGUUUGAGGACAUUCCAUCAUGUCAUCCACCUUAUCAUCAUUAUGAAAUUAUUACAGACUCUUCCAAGGAGAAUCCAUAUGAGGACAUUGAGGUAUCCAGUCAGUGCUCAUCACAACCUUCUCUACCUUCCUCUCCUGGGUCAGAAUGCUCCAAGAUCUCCAGGCCUGGUUUCUUCAGACAGAACUCUGGUGGGAGUUGCAGCUUCAAGCUUCCAGAUCUGCGUAAGACCAACCAUCACCGUAGUGAUAGUGGAGGAGUAGCAUCUCCCCCCCGGCUCAGCCCCCAGUCCACCCCUCACAGCGCAGAUGAACUGCCCCACUGGCUGUCUGGAGGAGAUUCCUAUAACCACGUCUGCAGGAGGAUACCAAUGGAUGUGCUUAAAAUCAACAGUAUCUUUGAGGCUCGUGUUGGAAAGAAACAUCUGAGGAGGGUCUAUCACAUUGCUGAGACCAGCUCAGGGAGAGUCACAGAUGAAAACACUGACUCAGAGAGUGAGACAGAGGACAGGGCUAAAGCCCAUCGGCAGCGCAUGUCCUCAGUCCAGUCUAUCCUGAGCCAGCCGGGUGAGGGUCAGUACUGUAACAAACACAGCUCUCUGGACCUCACUAGGAAUCUGAAGGAGCUACAUCAACGCCAGCUCUUUGAGUACUUUCUGGUUGUGGCGCUGCACAGAACCAAGGCUGGCGUCCACUACGUGCCGGAGGUCACUCAGCACUUUCCCCUCAAGCUGGAGCGGAGCUUCAAGUUCAUGAAGGAGACAGAGGAUCAGCUAAGGAUCAUCCCCCAGUUCUGUUUCCCUGAUGCUAAGGACUUGAAGCCAGUAGAGAACUACCCCAGUGAAAUGUUCUCUUUUGUUUUGACUGGCGAAGAUGGAAGCAGGAGGUUUGGAUACUGUCGUCGUCUACUGCCCAGUGGGAAAGGAAAGCGUCUCCCUGAAGUCUACUGCAUCGUCAGCCACCUGGGAUGCUUCCACCUCUUCUCCAAGGUCCUGGAUGAGGUGGAGAGGAGGAGAGCCCUGUCUCCAGCCCUGGUCCAGCCCUUCAUGAGGGCCAUUAUGGAAGCUCCGUUCCCUGCUCCUGGCAGACCCAUCACCAUUAAAACCUUCCUGCCCGGAUCUGGUACUGAGGUAAUGGAGCUAUGUCGUCCGUCUGACUCUCGUCUGGAGCAUGUGGACUUUGAGUGUCUCUUCUCCUGUCUGAGUCUGCGUCUGCUACUCGGGGUCUUUGGUUCUCUCCUGCUGGAACGUAGGGUCAUCUUCACUGCAGACAAACUCAGUACUCUGUCUCAGUGCUGCCAUGCGGUGGUGGCUCUACUCUACCCGUUCACCUGGCAGCACACCUACAUCCCCGUACUGCCCCCUGCCAUGCUGGACAUAGUGUGUACCCCCACCCCCUUCAUCGUAGGGCUACUGUCCAGCUCCCUCCCUCAGCUCACAGAGCUACCCCUAGAGGAGGUUCUGGUGGUUGACCUUGGAAACAGUCGCUUCCUCAGACAGCUGGAUGAUGAGGACACUAUCCUGCCUUCUAAACUCCAGUCAGCCCUAGAGACAGUCCUGGAGAGGAGAAGAGAACUGGCGUCAGAGCGAGGAGGAGACGGUCCUAAUGACUCUGGCCACCUCAGCACCGUUGUGUCCGAGGCCUUUGUGCGUUUCUUUGUAGAACUCGUCAGCCACUAUCCACUCUUCAUCACCCAAAGGGAGGUUGAGGCCUCCUCCCCCAUCCCUUCUUCUUUCCAACGCGAGUCCUUUCGUAAGUCUGUCUCGUCUAAGAGUAUGAGACAGUUCCUGGAGGUCUUCAUGGAGACACAGAUGUUUGGACUGUUCAUCCAGGAGAGAGAGCACCACAGACAGGCACUGAGAGGUACGGGUCAAAGUUCAGAUUCAAAGCUUUAUUGUCUAACUUUAGAUAACACAAAGUUUGUUUGUUUUUCUACAGGACUGUUUGAGGUGAGGGUGCACGAGUAUUUGGAUUCAAUUCAUGGUAAUGAGCAUCGCAGGGUUAACAAAUUCCUUAAAGGACUGGGAAAUAAAAUGAAAUUCCUGUCCAAAAAGUGAUCCCCUCUCGACCGAUAAUCUGUUAAACCAGUAGCCUACAUGCAGAUGAAGAUGGGACUGGACACAUUAAUGACUGAAGAACCAAGAGACCAACAGACAAUGAGUUUAUUAUGACUGAGGCCAUGUCUAGACUUGACAGUUAAUGCAGUUUUUGUAUUCUGAUCAUGGAGUUCUGAUCAUGGAAUUUCGAAUAAAUAAUUACAUUUUAUAUAAUUGUAUUUAACCAGGGAAAAACGCAUUGAGACCUAGGUCUCAUUUGCACAUGUAACAUGUAACAAUACAGAACACCAAAUGUAAUAAAUAUAAAAUAUUAUAUAAACAAUCAAACUAAAACAAACACAUUUAUAUAUAAAAAAAAAUCCCCAGCCUUUCUCCUAAAUGGACCCAGAGACAACAGCACAUUCAAAUGAUUAUUCCACAUGAUAGGGGCCUGGUAGGAAAAGGCAGAUUUACCCAACUCUAUGGAUACACGUGGAGUCUCCAUCAGUAACCAACCCUGUGAUCUAAUGUUGUAAUCCGUAUUUCCAUAUUUCAACAAUGCUGUUAAGUAAAUUGGUAGUUUUAUUGAAUAAGGCUUCAUAAAUAAAAACAGAAUAAUGAAGUGACCUCUGUGUUUGUAGCUAGGUCCAACCAACAUAAUGAUAAAGGAUAUAAUGGUGAGUGUCAAAACUGUCAGAUGUUAUAAAACAAAGUGUGCUACGAUAAAUUGUGUCCAAGGGCUUCAAAACACUGGAAGCAGUAUUCAUGUAUUUAAUAUCACCAUAAUCUAUAACAGGAAUAAAUGUAGCCUGAAUGAUCUGUUUUCUACUAUUUAAAUGAAAGGCUAGCCCUAUUCCUAUUAAGCCCAACUUAAUUAUUAAUUUAUUGACUAACUCGUCAACAUGCUUUUUAAAAGAUAGCAUGCAUCUACACCUACAUUUAAAUGUGUCUACUGUGUCCACACUUUGUUCUGGCUUGCAUUUAUGAGGCCAGCAAACACGUUCCUCAAACGCUAGAAACAUAUUUCCUCCAACAUUAUAAUGAAAAGGUAGCCAUCUCUGAACACAAUCAGACCACCUGUCUUUUCAAUCCGAUCCUCAUAUUCUGAUAGCAGAAGUCACAUGUAAGUGUCAAGUGUAGACAUGCCCUCAGGGACACAUGAAGCCUGCAGUGUGUACAUGAUAGACUCAACAGAGAGAAUCCUGUAUACUGGGAGACUGUAUAGCACAGCCUGUAGAGAGACUGGUAUUGUACUGUAUAGUGUACUUAUCCAGUCUAAAUGAUCCAAACUGCAUUUGAGGCCACAUGAGGGCAGUAGUUCAUUUUAUUUUAACAUGUAUAAUGUAAUUGCUAUGAGUGUGUCUGAUUUGAUGAAUACAGAUACGUUUCCCUGACCAUUGUUCUUGUGAAUGAGACUCUGGCCAGAAUGCAAUCAGAUUGAGCGUAAGGCCAGCAUUGACCGAUAUCCGCAUAGCAAAUGUAUUGGUGGUGUUGGAGGUGUAACUGCAGAAUGAGCUGACAUAUCGUGAGCGGCUGCUCUUGUGUGUCACAAACCACUCCGUUAUUUAUUAUACCUAGUGCGUUAGAAGUUCAAAACUGCGCUAGAAAGUGAAGGCUAUAUCAAUCUUCGAAAUAAUGACUCUCAAAUGUCAAACCAUUGAUGUUAGGCUAAUGCAUGUUGUCAUGUUAAUUUGGAUGGGGGGGAUUUAUGCCUAUCAAUAUACAUUUUGUUUUUUAACUUGUAAAGUGGCUGUAUGAGAUUUGUCGGAUUAUAGUCAGGUGUGGUUUCAUUGCAUCCAAUGGCAGUCUGCAAUAAAUUAACGCAAUAAACUGCUUGUGGAUUUGACAGCUCUAACGCAAUUCCACCUCAGAUACCGUCAAAACAACUCUAUGCGGAUGUCAAACUGAUUGAAACCUGCCCUCUGACUGGAUAAUUAUUUGCGGACAAAACCAACAGCUUUUGUUUCCCUUGAAUUCCUUGGUUUAUUUCAGUGUUGUGUACAAUAAAUGUUAGUACAUUGAGGGUCUAAAAAACGGACAACUUAAAAUGUACUGUA